GGCACCCGUUGUAAUAUAUCGAAAUUCAGCCCAUUGCGCAACAGUGCCGUAGUCCCCGAGUCCCGUUGGAGGGCGCGCCGGCCUUCCCUGCCCAGCGCGGUUGGGGGCGGGUGACAAGCGUCAUGGAUACGAGACAGCCAUCGAGACUUCUACCUCUUCUCCCAGCUCGAACGCAGGCAGUGAAUGACAGCAGUGGAAGUUUCAGCGGCGCCGAGGAACGGAAUACCGAAAUGUCCCGGGAUAUAGCCACUUCGAACCGGCCGAAACGAACCGCCAUCUCCGUCGCCUGUGAGAACUGCCGCCGGAGCAAAGCCAAGUGUGAUGGUGCGAGACCCUUUUGCCAUCGUUGUGCCGCGAGGGACGAAGAUUGCGUCUACAGAGCCGACGUGAAUGAGACAGCCUCCCAAGCCCUCAAACGCAAACACCGCGCUCUACAGCUGGAACUCGCUCAAUACAAAGAGCUGUUCAAUUUAUUGCGCGAUAGGCCAGUCGAUGAAGCCCAGGAGAUAUUCCGCCGCGUCAGGACGUCCAGCGAGCCCGCUCAGGUUCUUCACGCCAUCAGACACGCCGAGAUCCUGCUACCAUCCCCGAGUACCGACGAAUGGGUGGGACAUGCCCAACUGGCCAAGCUUGACCGUGAUGCCUUGACCGACAGCGCGAUCAAGGUCUCGGCACGCCCGUGGACCAGCGUUGUUGGUGAUGGCCUCGUCUCUGAGUUGAUCACCAGCUUCUUCGUAUGGGACGACACUUACUGGUUCGCAUCGGUUGACCGAGACGCCUUUCUUGAAGAUAUGGCUACCGGAGAUGUCCGAACAGCGAAGUGGUGCUCUCCCUUCUUAGUAAACGCCAUUUGCGCCCUGCGAUGUCAUUUCGUGGACCGUGCGAAGCAAUUUGGCGCCAUCACGCGACAGAACAUGGCCGAGCGAUUUUUCGAAGAAGCAAAAAGCCUGCUUGACCGGGAACAGGGCCGCUCCUCCCUUCCGACGGCCCAGGCCCUGGCCAUAAUGUAUUUUGUCGAGGCGGGCCUGGGGAGGGAUCGAGCCUCGCAGCUAUACCGCUUCGCCGCCCUCGCCAUGAUCAGUCGCCUAGGACUCGAGCGACGCUUCACAGCGCUUAACGAGAACGACCCCGGCGUCUCGAAAGAGAGGCGAGCAAUUUCGCGUGCCCUAUGGGGCCUUUACCUACAAGAGAGCCGUGUCGCUUUUUAUUACUAUCAGCCGUCUAUUCUCCCUUUGCCUCGGGUGCCGAAAUUGUUCGACUAUGGGGGGGCCGCCGCAGCCGAUAAUGGCAUGGCGAAUGUCGACGUCCUGGGUCAGCCGUUGGAGGAAUCGUCGGACAAGAUACCCCUGGUUCCCGGCACGCUCACCCUUAGUUGUGAGUUGUCUCAGCUGUGGAAUGAAUUGAUGCAGCAUUUAACUGCGCCACAAACCGUCAGAGGCAGCGACUAUGAUGUCCGCCUAAGAAAGGUCUUCUACACGAGACUAAGGCGCUUCCGGGAAGACCUGUCGGGGAGAUUCAGGGUCGAGAACAAUUUUACACCAUCAACCUGCUUUAUCAGGAUGCAUGAGAACGAGGUUGCACACACAAUCCUUCAGACCCUCCCUUACGAAACCCAUUUCGAAACGCCUUUCACCUCCCGCGGAACUCUCGUCAAAGAUCUUGUCCUCGAACACUGUCGGAGUGACAUAGAACUGGCCGAGGUCUACCUCCAAAAGUGGCCUUACGAGGCCAUGAGCUCCCGCGUGCUUCAUGUGGCCACACAGACACUUGUUCCCAUCCUCGACGACCCAGUAACGCACGAUCUCUUCACAAGGGGCUGCGUCAUGAUGCGCCUUGCUUCCCGCGUCAUGAAGGUUAUGGGUCGCAUGCUUCAGGCCGUACAGGCCCUGGCAUGGGCUCUGGAUAAGCCCAUCCCGGUAAGCGCGCGGGUAUACCUUGAGGACUGGGGCCAGGAUGCCGUCGAGAAAGACCUACCCGUCUCCUUUGUGCUACCUCAGCGAGAAGAGAUCAGGAAGCUGCUGGCCUCUGGUGUCGAGGAUACUGAUGUGGAAAGUCUCGAGGGGCAGCUCGGGGUAUUAAUCGAGAAAUGGGCCAAGUUACGCCCAUGAAUGAGCACACCCGGGACAUAAUAGGUGCCGCAGCCGGGCCUUUCUUUUCAGCGGUUAAGUGCUGCAUGUCUCCUCGCCAUUUGCCGCACAUGUCACCGAGCCGUAUGUUCGUUCCCUCCUCCCGCUGCAGAUAUGGAGUCGAAAAGAGUCAGAUGGAUCGGC
Molecule: messenger RNA, 2270 nt
Organism: Sodiomyces alkalinus F11
Lineage: Eukaryota; Fungi; Ascomycota; Sordariomycetes; Glomerellales; Plectosphaerellaceae
Exons: 6
Coding region: 123-2108 (661 amino acids)
Biological process (GO): DNA-templated transcription; regulation of DNA-templated transcription
Molecular function (GO): DNA binding; DNA-binding transcription factor activity, RNA polymerase II-specific; zinc ion binding
Source: RefSeq, a predicted model, not a curated record